ACGUGUGCUGCCAGUCAUGUGUGCUCCCCGGGCCGGGGCGAAGCCCUGGGGACGCGGAAGUCGCUUCCUUCCCCUUUCCUCAAAUAGCUGCUAUGCAAAGGGCCCCACCAGUGCCGGGGAUGGCCAGGAGCGCGGCACUGCUCCUCUGGGCCCAAGCCCUCGGCCUCGCUGGUGCCCAGCCCAGCCAGCUCAUUCUAACCCCCCCCUGGAUGACGGUGUUCACGGAGGAGGAGGUGACGCUGAGGUGCGGGGGGUCCAGCUCGCCCGGCCCCACUGACUGGUACAUCAACGAGCAGCUCUGGUACCAGGCAGGGCCCGACCACAUCCGCAUCUCCAGGAGCCGUGCCGAGAGCAUCAUCUACCGGUGCCGCAGCCCCGGCGCCAGCCUCAGCCCCCCCAUCACCCUGACCUUCUCCGAAGACUGGCUGGUGCUGCAGGUGCCAGCGCAGACGCUGCUGGAGGGGGACACAUUGCGGCUGCGCUGCCGGGGCUGGAAGGACAAGGGAAUCACCCAGGUGUUGUUUUACCGCGAGUGGAAGCUGCUGGGGAGGCCGUCCCAGGGGACCGAGCUGCGCCUGCCCACCCUGCAGCUGCACCACAGCGGGCGCUACCACUGCGAGGCCACCGUGCGCCACAUCAUAGCGCAGUGGCGUAGGUCGGUGCUGGUGCCGGUGGUGGUGGAAGAGCUCUUCUCGGUGCCAGUGCUGCGCCUGGAGGGCCCGGCCGAGCCCCCCGAGGGAGCGCCCCUCACCCUGGGCUGCCUCAGCCGCCUCAGCCCCCUGCGGCCCCUCACCCGCCUCCAGCACGUCUUCUACCAGGACAAGGUGGUGGUGGGGGGCCCCCAGGACUCCCCCCAGCUCCUGCUGCCGGCCGUGGAGCUGUCCCAUUCGGGGAACUACUCCUGCGAGGUGCGGACGGAGAUGACCAGCGUGCAGAAACACAGCACCCCGGUCACCAUCACUGUGCACAGGGUCCCAGUUUCGGGGGUGUCCUUGGUGGUGCAGCCCCCUGAGGGGGAGGUGGCGGAGGGCGACCGCCUGGUGCUGGGCUGCUCGGUGGCUGCGGGGACGGGGCCCCUCUCCUUCUCCUGGCACCGGCAGGGCUCGGCCGUGCCGCUGGCCACCGGCCCCCGCUACGAGCUCCGCGCCGUGCGGCAGCGGGACGGCGGCCGCUACCACUGCAGGGCCACCAACGGCGACACCGCGGCGGACAGCCCGCCGCUGUGGGUCAGCGUGCUGGUGCCAGUGGCCGGUGUCGCCAUCGCGAUGGAGAGGAUGGAGCCAUCGGUGCCGGCGGGCGAGAGCCUCAACCCAGGCUGCUGGGUGCAGGCGGGCGAGAGCCUCAACCUGAGCUGCUUGGUGCAGGCGGGCGAGAGCUUCAACCCGAGCUGCUCAGUGCCGGCGGGCGAGAGCCUCAACCUGAGCUGCUCGGUGCCGGCGGGCGAGAGCCUCAACCUGAGCUGCUCGGUGCCAGCGGGCGAGAGCCUCAACCUGAGCUGCUCGGUGCAGGCGGGCACCGCGCCGGUGACCUUCACGUGGCUGCGGGACGGGCAGGAGCUGAGCUGGGGGCCCGUCCUGUCCCUGGGGACCGUGGAUCCGGCGCACGCCGGGACCUACCACUGCCUGGCCACCAACCGCCUCGGCACCCACCGCACCUUCCGGGCGUGCAGCCCGGCGCUGGCCCUCUCGGUGAUGCAGCCGAAAUGGGGAUUGAGGCAGCAGAGCACAGCCAUCGCCACGGGGCUCAGCGUGUCCCUCCUGCUCCUGCUCGCCGCUGCCAUGGCCUGGCACCUCCAGCGCCGGCACCACACGGCCGCCAGGAAGAGCCGGGUCAGGGACCCCACUGCCUCCCCGGAGCCUGAGGGUCGCUGGCCGGAGCCCACAGCCCCCCCCGGGGCGCCGGGGGACGGGGAGGUGCUGUACGCACAAGUCACAGUCGCCGAGCUGGGCGGAGGAAGUUCCCCGUCCCGGUCCCCCCGCUCCGCCCCCCCCCCGGAGUCACCCGUCACCUACGCGGUGCUGCCGGGUCCCCACGCGCGGCUGCGGCUGCCGAGCGACAUCUACGAGAACGUCCCGUGACAUCCGCGGGACGCUGGGGAUGCCACUGCACAGGGUGUCCAGCACUCCCCAUUCCCUCUCCCCUUGCUCCCCGCUCCUGGGGGGGAUGGAGGAGCUGUUUCCACGGUAUUAGCCUCAAAAUACAGGUUUUUUGGUUAAACAGGAA
This is a messenger RNA of Tyto alba (common barn owl), 2223 nucleotides long. Its product is annotated as Fc receptor-like protein 3. The coding region runs from base 93 to 2078 and encodes 661 amino acids. Gene Ontology annotation, molecular function: transmembrane signaling receptor activity. Gene Ontology annotation, biological process: cell surface receptor signaling pathway. The record is from RefSeq and is a predicted model, not a curated record. The transcript has 11 exons. NCBI's taxonomy places the organism in Eukaryota, Metazoa, Chordata, Aves, Strigiformes, Tytonidae.